GAGACCCGCACGGUUUGUUAUAAAAUGGAGGGUCAAUGGGGGUGAAUUUGUUCUUCGGUGUGAUUACUAUAAAGCACCGACCUUUGAAAGCCCAGAAAUCUGUGAAUUCCUUUUAGGGUUUCUGUUUUUCCCGUUUUUAUCCAACCUCCAUCUUCCAUCUGCUGCAGUUCUCCGCCUUCGCACUUUUCUUUUAAAAACCCUAUCUUCUUCCACUAGUUGUCGCCUCUCUCUCUCUCUCUCUCUCUCUCUCUCUCUCUCUCUCUCUAGCUUCGCUGUUGGUGCUGGUCGGGAACAGUGGGAGGGGAGAUUGGAUUGGUGAGACUCCAGUAACUUUUUUUGCGGCUUUUGAGAUUUUCUUCAUCAUGUUCAGAUUGGUCAGAGAAAGCCAAAUUAUGUUAUGUUUUUCUUAAGAUGAUGCCCAUUUCAUUGUUUUCAAGACAUAAGAGAUUGCAUACAUCAUUAGAACUUUUUGGAGGGGAUACAAAUGUGAUCUUUGGCAGGGCUUGGCUUUUGUUGUCUCAGCCAGUUUCCAUUGUUGGUAUUCUCCCACAGUUUGGAGAAAAUGCUAUCAGGAGUUUUCACACGUUUGAUCAAAGGGCCACAUUUUCUUUUAUUGGAACUCUAUCUCGUACAUUUUCUGUUCCUUCGAUAACUGGCCCUCAUUGUCAGUCCUGCAUAUAUCACGUUGAAACGCUCUCCUCUGGGCCAACAAAAAUGUCUUUAUUUAGUUCUUUCCAGAGGAACAUAAUGUAUGCUUGUCAUCAAAUGUUGGGCAGAUCUGAAUCGGUUUCACAAAGUUUUGGAAUUGUGGUUAGAAAAAGUGGGCAUUCACAGAUUUCUAUGAUUCGGUCUGGUAUCUUCUAUAGCUACAAAUGUUUUGAUUAUUGCAGAAGCAUCAGCAGGAGCUUAGAUAGCCAAGAAUUAUGGUUUAUGCGAGAGGCUUUGUCCCCAAGGUCAGGUGCAAGUAGAAUAAGUUGGAAGCAUGGCCAAUGUAUGGAACAAAGUGCUAAGGACUUUCAGCUAUUGCAUAUUCACCCUUAUUCUGUCUGUGCUGCUCAAAAUGCAUUUUUUGAUGGUGCACCACAGGAAGACCAAGUUAAGAACUAUAUGGUAGACCCUGACAACAGAAAGUUUGUAGCUGAAAGAUCAUUAAAGCUGCUUUCUGGAUCCUGUUACCUUCCACAUCCAGAUAAAGAAGAAACUGGUGGGGAAGAUGCCCAUUUCAUAUGUGAUGAUGAGCAAGCAAUUGGUGUUGCAGAUGGUGUUGGUGGCUGGGCAGAUGUUGGUGUUAAUGCUGGACAAUAUGCUAGAGAACUCAUGGUUAAUUCAGUGUCCGCAAUCCAAGAUGAGCCACAGGGAUUAAUUGAUCCUGCAAGGGUGUUAGAGAAGGCCUACUUAAAUACCAAAGCUAAGGGAUCAUCUACAGCAUGCAUUGUUGCUCUCACCGAGCAGGGAAUUCAUGCUGUGAAUCUUGGGGAUAGUGGAUUCAUUGUUGUUAGAGAUGGAAGCACCAUUCUCCGCUCGCCAGUUCAACAACAUGAUUUCAAUUUUACUUACCAACUUGAGAGUGGCAAUGGUUGUGAUCUUCCUAGUUCUGCUCAGGUCUUUACUCUGGCCGUUGAAGCUGGUGAUGUAAUAGUUGUUGGAACAGAUGGAUUGUUUGACAAUCUAUACAGUAAUGAGAUUAACGCCAUUGUUGUUCAUGCUUCGAGGGCGAGGUUGGCGCCGCAGAUCACAGCUGAAAAGAUAGCAGGUCUUGCUAGACAGAGAGCUCAAGAUAAGAACAGGCAAACUCCAUUCUCAACUGCAGCUCAGGUUGCUGGAUAUCGCUACUAUGGAGGAAAGCUUGAUGACAUUACAGUGGUUGUUUCCUUCAUCACUUCCUCUAAUUGAGACUUGAGAUUAUAUUAUAAUGGUAUUUACAUACCAGAAAUUCCAUAUUUACAUAUCUAAUAUAAAAAAAAAUUAUAUUAUAUGUAUUCUAAUCUUUAAAUUACAGAAAAAAAGUGUUAUUAAUAUUAACUUAUUUAACAUAAAAUAAAUCUUUUUUAUCAUUAGAAGUGAUAUUUAAGUAAAUAAAAAGAAUAUUAGAUAUGAAUAAAAAGAAUAUUAGAUAUGUGAAUAUUUAAGAAUUUUAUUAUGUGUGGAAAUCUCCCAUUGUAGGAUGUACAGGCAUUGACAUUAGAAAGAUUAGAGAUUCAGAUGACUCAUUAUGUUUAGAUUUUUUUUUUUCAAGAAUUAGUAAAUUGAUGUAUUAUAUCCCAAUAGUGUAUGCAUAUGUAUUAUACACAAUUAAAUGAUGGCCAAUUUUAUGA
This is a messenger RNA of Dendrobium catenatum, 2315 nucleotides long. RefSeq names its product probable protein phosphatase 2C 55. The record is from RefSeq and is a predicted model, not a curated record. The transcript is spliced from 5 exons. Bases 412 to 1893 code for a protein of 493 amino acids. Lineage: Eukaryota; Viridiplantae; Streptophyta; Magnoliopsida; Asparagales; Orchidaceae.